AUUCACGACACGCCUCUCCAAAGACGCAGUCCUACGCAAUAUGGAAACCUAAGUUACAUAUUCCUGAUGUGUGUGCGCGGUGUUUCCUGAUUUCCUUCAAGCUGGGACUCAGUCAGAAAUAUGAGUCAUUCAUGAAGGAAGUGCCGAGGAGUUGUUUGUGUGUGUUGUUUAUCUGUAGUGCCAUCCGGACAAACACAUGGAGUGAAUAACUUUUGAGCUUUUUAAAGACAGAAGAUGGAGAGCAAGGGAAGCUCCAGCACUCCCCCUCCUCCAGAACUGAAUGUAUAUGCUCCAGAUGAAGAGGCAGAUGGGGCUUGGGACAAACAGGACCCCCAGAUUCAUGCAGCUCAGCCUGAGGGCCCCUUCAAAGGAUUGGGAGGGACCCCCACUCCAAGCAGCACUAAACUCUGUGGAUACCUCAACAAGCAGGGCGGACCCCUCAAAACCUGGAAGUCCCGUUGGUUUGCAUAUGAGGAGAAGAGCUGUCAGCUGUUUUACUACCGCAUGGCACAUGAUAUUAAUUCUCUGGGUAAGGUGGAUCUGACUCGGGCCACAUUCAGUUACCCGCUGCGUGGAGAGGAGGGAACCUUUCAUAUACAGACCCCAGAACGCACAGUCAUUCUCAAGGCAGCUAACAGAGAUGCUCAGAUGUAUUGGUUGCAGCAGCUGCAGUUGAAACGUGCUCAGUUCAGGGACCAGCAGGCUGAACAUCAGUCCACACCAAGACCAGACAGCCUGACAACAGAAAGCACACCGCCGGCAAACAACUGUCCUGCUAACUUCUUGCCCAUGGUGAAGACGCCAUCUGGGCUGGUGGGUGAAGAAGCUGCUAGCCUGCCCGCACCAGGAUUAAACAACCCUCUCAACAUGUCAAUCAAACAUCCGCUAAUUGAGCUGCAAAAUACAAUGCACAGUUUCCGUAACCGGCAGUCCCAGGAAAUCCGACAAAGUGUCUUCCAUAUUGACGACCCAGGUGACACCCAAAAAACAACCUCACCGAAGACAUCCACCUUAGUAGUCCCUGCAACUACUUCAUAUCAAGCCCCAGAAUCUCCUGUUAAAGCUAAAUGUGAAGACCCGCACCAGAACAACAUUUCCACCAUAUCGCAAAACAGGAAGAGCGGCAAAGAAAGAUCCAGAUUUUUGGACCUUAAGGACACAUCUCAACUUCAGCAUGAAAAACUUUCCCUGGCUGAAGAGGUCAAAGCUCAGAAGGAGUUAGUGCUGCUGUUACAUAAAGUUCUGGAAGCGGCUCAGCUAGAGAAGCGCACCUGUGCUCAGUUUCUGGCUGCGGAGGGAGAGCAGGAGCGUAUGGAGCUUCUCAGACAUGGGGAACGGCGUGCGGCUGAACUACGAGUCCAGCUGGAGGCCCUACAACAAGAGAACGAGAACCUUCGGAGGGAUUUAACCCAGAGGGACGAGCAUGUUGCCGAACUGCAAAACAGCAUCCAGCUUCUGCUGCAGAAGAACCAAACCAAACAGGAAGUGAUUUUGAAACUGUCUGAGAAGUUGACAACCUGCGGGGAAGACCAGCAAUACACCAAUGGAUUGGAGUCAGAGACUUUCAGACAGAUGACAAUGGAGAACGAGCAACUGAAGGAUGAUCUGAAGGCAUAUAACAUCCAGAACCAGUACCUAAACUCUGAGAUCUACCAGCUGACGAUGCUUUGGAGAAAAAGUUCUGAACGGGAGAAAAGUCUUAUAGUAAAGUGUGCUGUUUUGGAGGCCAAUAACUGUCAGAUGGAAAGCAGAUACCUGGGAAUCCUCCAGAAGCUCCAGGAGAGUCAGGAACUGAACCCUGAACAGAGAGAAGCGGUCAACAAGAUGCUUAAAGAUGCGGUUCAAGCAGACCUGAACAAUGCCAUCAAACUAAACCCCAUCAGUGAUUAUGAUGAGUAUGGAUUUAGGAUCGCAGUAGACUAUAAAGUGGAGGAUCUGAAGCUGCUUGCUAAGAUCCAGGCCCUAGAGUUCAGGUCCCAAAACCUGCUGAACCAGGAGGAAUGUGACGGGCCUUUGCUGGCUCGUUGCGCUCAGCUCCUGUUCGGACGUCCUGAAGGCGAGCUUACUUCAUCGGCAGAGAUGAAGGGUCUGCUCCGGACGGGAUUACCACACGAGUACCGCGUGAGGGUGUGGCGCUUCAUGAUACAGACUAGGACCAAGUCAUUAAGAGAGCGCCAUCCCGACCGCUAUCACGAACUGUGUGAGAAAAGCAGAAGCUCGCCUCACCUGGUGCCCAGACAGAUUCAGCUGGACCUGGACCGCACGCUGACCAGCAAUAAACACUUUUCCCCACCGACAAGCCCCUUGAUUCAGAAGCUGGAGAGAGUCCUGCAGGCUUUCUCAUGGCACAACCCUACCAUCGGCUAUGUGCAGGGACUCAACAGACUUGCUGCCAUUGCUCUGCUGGUACUACAGGAGGAGGCCGAUGCUUUUUGGUGCCUGGUUGUCAUUGUGGAACACAUUAUGCCUCCAAACUACUUCACUAAAGACCUGGUUGGCUGUCAGGCUGAUCAGCGUGUACUAAAAGACCUCAUGUUAGAGAAACUGCCUCGACUCACGGCUCAUCUGGAAGCACUGAAAGUAGACAUAUCCCUCAUCACAGUUGAAUGGUUUCUGGUGUUGUUUGUUGAGAGUCUGCCCACCCGCAUACUGUUUAAAGUAUGGGACGCCUUACUGUACGAGGGCAGCAAGGUGAUAUUCCGAUAUGCCCUGGCUCUUUUCAAAUAUAGAGAGGAGGCCAUCUUAAAGAUUCAAGACAGUGUUGAAAUGUACCAGUAUCUUCGCAUCUUCCCCAACACCAUCGCAGACGGAAGGAAGCUGACCAGCAUUGCCUUCAACGACAUGAACCCUCUGCGCAUGAGGCUGAUCCAGAACCGGCGCGCAGCUCAUCUGGAACGUCUCCACGCUGAGAUUAAAGAGUUGGAGAAUUUACAGAAAGCCUACAAAGCGGAGCGCGUCCACUGCAAAGACAAAAAGCUGGAUUCCCUUGCCAGUGACGAUGAAGAGGAGGUAUAAGAUCAGGCCUGAACGUUCACUCAGAAACACUACAUAUAAAACAUCAUUUACUCACCCAGAUAUGUUACCAAAGCUGUACGAUCGGCUCUUGUAGGUAUCAAUUAUGCACCAUGAAAGUAUAUAUAUGACAUAUGCACUAUUCCAGAGCCAAACAUAGCAUGAGGAACAGACCAAACCAAGUCAUUAACUGCUAAAUCUUUUGAACUCAUCUUCUUUUUGCUGCUUUGAGUCAAAGAUAAGGCUAAUGCACAGAUGGCUUGAUCAAAUGAAACAUUUUUCUUUUCAUCAGUAAAUGGUGGAAUAAAGCUGUAUUUAUCUC
This is a messenger RNA of Danio rerio (zebrafish), 3334 nucleotides long. Lineage: Eukaryota; Metazoa; Chordata; Actinopteri; Cypriniformes; Danionidae. The record is from RefSeq and is a predicted model, not a curated record.